This is a messenger RNA of Glarea lozoyensis ATCC 20868, 1386 nucleotides long. RefSeq lists its product as uncharacterized. The record is from RefSeq and is a predicted model, not a curated record. Gene Ontology annotation, cellular component: plasma membrane. The transcript has 6 exons. NCBI's taxonomy places the organism in Eukaryota, Fungi, Ascomycota, Leotiomycetes, Helotiales, Helotiaceae. The coding region runs from base 1 to 1386 and encodes 461 amino acids. Gene Ontology annotation, biological process: transmembrane transport; sulfite transmembrane transport. Gene Ontology annotation, molecular function: sulfite transmembrane transporter activity.
AUGACGGAACCCACGGGAACCUGUGACGCAGAGAAUUGCUCGCUGCAUUUCCACUCCUCGCAUUCCACAGUUGCACUUCCAGAGGCCGGAGAACCAAAGUCGAUAGAGCAACAAAACAACGGCUCUGGACCACCUACUUCUGAAGGUGUAUUAGCCGACAAAGAUGGAAGAGGAAAGGGCGAAAAUGGAGCAGUCAUUGAUAAUCCUGUAGUGAAAGACAAGGGAUUCGGGCGAAUCGUCAGAAAUUUCACACCAUCAUGGUUUAUCAUCACGAUGAGUACCGGAGUUGUAUCAAUUCAACUUCAUCAACUGCCAUACAACGGAUCCGGAUUACAGAUUAUUUCAACCAUCUUCUUCGUAUUGAAUCUCGUGCUCUUCCUGCUUUUCACAUUCAUCUCUUGCCUCCGAUAUUUCAUGUACCCUAGAAUCUUCCCCGCUGUACUCAAACAUCCACAUCAAAGCUUGUUCCUCGCCACAUUUCCGGUCGGUCUUGCAACGAUUGUCAAUAUGAUAGUUCUGGUGUGUGUACCAGUCUGGGGUCAUGGUAUGGCUAUUCUUGCUUGGGUGCUUUGGUGGAUUGUGACGGUCUUGGCUUUGACUACAUGUUUCCAUUUGACAUAUGUUAUAAUGUCCAACAAACGAAGCGAUCUUGCCGAGAUGACCGCACUCUACUUCAUCCCAAUCGUAUCCGUCGUGAUUGCUGCAACGACUGGCGGGUUAGUUGCAGGCGCAUUGCGAAACCCAAAUCACAAACUUUGGACACUUACCAUAUCUUAUAUCCUGUGGGGGAUUGGAUCACCUCUGUCAUGGGUCAUCUUGAGCAUUUACUUCCUCCGUCUCACGGUCCAUGAGCCUCUAAAGCGGGAGGUCAUUGUGUCGCUGCUACUUCCAGUUGGACCACUUAGUUUAUCAGGAUUUAGUAUCAUCACCCUCGGCAAAGUCGCUGAACGCCUCUUCCCAAUCACCCACAGUCUCCCUCGAGUCGCCAAGGCGGGCGAUGUAUUUUAUAUCGUUGGAGUUCUCAUGGGGCUUAUUCUAUGGGGCUUCUCAAUCGUCUGGUUCAUGAUAGCUGUUGUCAUGAUAGCCACUGCAGGAGGCUUUCCAUUCAACAUGGGAUGGUGGGGAUUCAUCUUCCCAGUUGGCGUAUUUACACUCCUCACAAUUUCCAUCGGAGAAGAACUGGAAUCGCGAUUUUUCAAAGUGCUUUCUUGUGUAUUAACCGGAAUAUGUGUCAUCAUGUGGCUUGUCAUCGCGGCAAGAACAGCAUGGCGUUCCAUCACCGGUAAAAUGUUUUUCGCGCCGUGUCUAGGCACAGAUUUAUUUCAGAAAAAGCAACGCCCUGUAAAGCAACAUAGGUUCUUCAGAUCCGCGAAAGAAGCCGUAUGA